This is a messenger RNA of Durusdinium trenchii, 759 nucleotides long. The record is from the annotation of a GenBank genome assembly. Lineage: Eukaryota; Dinophyceae; Suessiales; Symbiodiniaceae.
AUGUUGCUGAAGGUUGACGAGAAAGAUUGCUUUGUUUUUUCCUUCGGAUGUUUGGUAUGCUGGGGAUGCACGCCACAAGAGGUCAAUGCUGCUCGCGCGUAUGUUGAGAACCACCUGGCAAGACCAUUGGAGUCUCCUAAGAUUGAAGUGGACUUCUUGAGCAUUAGAGCAUGUCACCAUCCUCCGACCACGCACCAGGCAGUCGAUCGUUUAGCGAUUGCAUACUCGCUGGCGCAAUCCGUGCGACUCAGCUACUGGGAACAAAGGAUUGACCUUUGGGUGGCGGCCACCAGGACCAUUCCGGAGGACAUGGCCCACACAGGUAGGGUAUUGCUGAGCAGUCAUCGUGUGAGCCAGAUGAUGGGCGAGCUCUUCGCUCUCAAGAACCAGGUGAACUUAGAGUUUGACACCUUAGAUGGCACUCCGGACGUUUUUUGGGACUAUGAAGAGUCCGAGCCCCUGUAUCAGCAAACGAGGAUCCAUUUAGAUGUGGAUCGGCGCAUUGACAUCGUCAACCAGCGCUUUGAGGUGUUAGAGGACAUGUUUGACGUUCUGCAAGACAAGCUGAACGAGAGGCAAGAGCACAGGCUCACAUGGAUCAUUAUUUGGCUAUGUGCAUUGGAGGCGGUUUUUACCGCGUUUAAAGUAUUUUGGAUUGCUGGCGUGCCAUUUGCUCUUCAGAUGGAUUCUUGGCAGAUCGGCGGAUGGGUUCAUGUUGGUGACCCAGGCGAAUCUAAGGAGCUAGGCCAUCAAUGCUGA